Phacochoerus africanus (Common warthog) is the source of this 474-nucleotide messenger RNA. RefSeq names its product coiled-coil domain-containing protein 12-like. Lineage: Eukaryota; Metazoa; Chordata; Mammalia; Artiodactyla; Suidae. The transcript has 2 exons. Gene Ontology annotation, cellular component: post-mRNA release spliceosomal complex; U2-type spliceosomal complex. The record is from RefSeq and is a predicted model, not a curated record.
GCGGGCAAGAUGGCGGCUACUGUGGUUGGUGUGGGUGGGUUAGAGGCAGAGGCAUUGCGGUGAGAGGAACAGCUGAAGGCCCUAUGGUAGAAAACUGAGCGCAAGGACAAGGAAGCUGGGGAGCCAAAGACUAAGCAGCUCAGAGGAGGGGAGCAGGAAGGCGAGAAGCACAGAACUCCACUACUGCUUCUCAGACUGCAGAACUAUGUCCCAGAGGAUGAGGGCGCCCCAGGCCAAACCAGUCAAGAGAAGGUCAAGGAGCAGCUGGGGGCCGCCAAGCCAGAGCCCGUCAAUGGCCACGUGGACCUGGCCAACCCUGCGCCCAGGAAGCCUGACUGGGCCCUUGAGAGCAAUGCAGCCAAGAAGCUGGAGAAGCUGGAAGAACAGACCCAGAGGAUCAUCGCCAGGCUGAUCAAUGAGAGGCCGAAAGGCCAGGAGGACAGUCUGGCCUCUGCAGUGGCCACCAUCAAAUAA